Molecule: messenger RNA, 659 nt
Organism: Camellia sinensis
Lineage: Eukaryota; Viridiplantae; Streptophyta; Magnoliopsida; Ericales; Theaceae
Product: gibberellin-regulated protein 1
Source: RefSeq, a predicted model, not a curated record
CCUAGGAUGACACCCAACUUGUUCUUUACUACCUCUCUUUUUCUCUAUAAAUACAACACUUUCUUCAUUAUUCAUGCAUAUCAACUCCUACAAGAAAGAGUUUUGGUUCAAUUCAAAUACUCUUUAUUAGCAGCCAUGGCCAUCCCUAAGGUUCUAAUAGCUUCACUUGUUGUUUCUCUUCUUCUUCUCCAUCUCGUUGAUGCUGCUGAUGAAACGGAGAACACCAAUCUUUCUCAGACUUCUUAUGUCCAGAAAAUGGAUUGUGGAGCUGCAUGCGUUGCCAGGUGUCGGUUAGCAUCGAGGCAGAAAAUGUGCAAGAGGGCAUGCGGGACCUGCUGUGCCCGUUGCAACUGUGUACCACCGGGUACUUCCGGUAACCAAGAGGUGUGUCCCUGUUAUUACACCAUGACGACCCAUGGCGGCAGACGCAAGUGCCCUUAAAUAUCUACAAUUUUACAAACUAUAUGAUAUGAUUCUGAGUUGUAUGUGUUUUGAGAGAAACCAAAGACCAAAAAAUGAAAAAAAAUAAAUGUGUAAAAUUAAUAAUAUGACAUUUCUGCAUUAUGUUUGAGUGUAAACUAAAAUAAAUACAUAAUUGUGGGUGUUGGAUAUUUGUGUGAUGUACUUUGAAUAAGGAAUGAAAUUUCUAGUUUCAUCUA